CGUACAAGGAUAGAAAGUUUCGGUUUUUACCUUCCGACAACGACAAUGAAGAGAGGCGAUGAGAUUGAAGUCUACUCCGACGAAGAAGGGCUCAAAGGGUCGUGGUUCAGAGCCAUCCUCGAAGACCCUCUGCCUAAAUACGGAACCAAGAAGCUGAAUGUGUCUCUGCUAGCCAACGAUGGUGGCUCCACCACCACUCCGAAAACCACUUACCGGAGAUUCCUCCGGCCGAUUACGCCGGAGAGUCUGUUCGCGGCGGCGGCGGAGUUCGAGGAAGGGUGUGUGGUGGAGGCGUCUCGUGGAGGUGGGUGGUGGACCGGUGUGGUUGUCAAGAAGAUAAACCAUGAGGAUGAUGUAGUUUGGGUUUACUUCGAUUCCCCACCGGUUCUGUUUCAGUUUCAGACAGGACAAGUGAGACAACACUUUGACUGGGUCAAACAAGAAUGGGUCAAACCAAAAAACAAGGUACUGAGUAAUAAGAAGUCUAGGUUUAGUUGUGGGACCAUGGUGGAAGUGAGAGUCAAGGGUACUGAUGUGUGGGUACCAUCAGUGAUUGUCAAGGAGAUGGGAAACAGGAAGAGUUUCGUUGUCAAGUCUUUGAAAAACCUGAGCUGGAGUGAUGAUGGUGGUGAAGCACCGAAACCAAACAUAACCGUUGAUUCAAGCAGCAUAAGACUCACACCGCCAACUGUUUCUGUUGAACGCUUUGGGUUGAUGGAGUCUGUUGAAGUGUUUAUUGACCCGGGAUGGCGUUCAGGGACAGUGACGAGUAUCCUCUGUGAGAAUAGGUACACUGUGUGUUUGAAGGGAGAAAAUGGCUCUCUGGUGUUCAAACACGAUGCACUAAGGCCUUCGGAGGAGACAAUAGCUAAACUCGUCUUGCAAAACACUAGUGAAGUAAAUGGAGAGAAAGAGAAAGAGGUGCCUGAUGAACACAGCAGGGAAGAUGACAGUCGUAAGAGGAAAAGAGGAGAAGUAGAACACAAUCCAGACUUAAGUGAGACUGAGACUGCUACUGAAACUGAAUCAGUUUCAUCUCUAACAGAGUCUGGAACUGAAGAAUUCACUGUCCAGCCGGAGAGCAACGAAGAAGUUAAUAACGAUGAAACGAUGAGAAUAGUCGUUUUGCCUUUUGCUAAGGAGUCGUCGCUUUGGCUGGAACUCGAAACAAAACUAGUCUUCCAGAGAGCACCACAACAAACUCCUCAUUUCAGCCCAUUGGUUGGGAAACCUGAAGUGUCCCGUGAAGGCCGUGCCCUUGGUAUGAUGCUCACCUUUUCCAAGUUGGUGGAAAGCUUCAACGAUCUCGAACCCGACGUUCCCAUGAGCCAACUAGACAGCUUCAGAGAGUCUUUCGCCGAGCUACGGAAACAGGGUUUCGAUGUUUCAGCUCCUCUGGCACGGAUCAACAAGCUAUUGGGUAUCAAAAGUAAACAGCUAAAGGAAAUGGUGAAGCGAAAUGGUCUAGAGGGAGAGAUGAUGGCUCUGAAACACAAGAUUGUUGAGCUGGAGAGGCAGCAAGUGGCUCUGAGAGAGGAGAGUGAAACGGCCUACCGAAAUUUAUCUCAGAUGGAGUCACGUGCAAGAGAUCCUGGCGUAGUGCUUGACAAUCUGGAGUCUGAGUUCAGAGCAACCUCAUCUGCUCCCUGGGGAGAAGCCUGAGUAAAGAAGGAACAAGAGUUCAAUCAAGAAGGAAGAGAUCAGGAUCAGAGUUCCAAUGUCUUUUGCAGCUUUUUUUCUUUUGAGUCAGACAAGCUGUUGUGAUAAGAGUAUGUGAACCUAAAUGGCCUUAGUGUCUAACAACAGGAUCAUCAGAAAUGAAGCUAGCUAACUAUUAAACUUUUAAAGCUUUUGGU
Messenger RNA from Raphanus sativus (radish), 1856 nucleotides. Its product is annotated as DUF724 domain-containing protein 2. The transcript has 7 exons. Lineage: Eukaryota; Viridiplantae; Streptophyta; Magnoliopsida; Brassicales; Brassicaceae. Bases 46 to 1662 code for a protein of 538 amino acids. The record is from RefSeq and is a predicted model, not a curated record.